AUGAAAUAUCUGGGGAUAACGAUUCUCAUCCUAGCAGCACUCGGAGCAGUCGAAUCCAAGGUGAAAUGUCCAAGAAGCGCAUUUGGAGUUGAGUUGGAGUGUGCAUUCGAAUGUUGCACAUCAUUUGAAGGCCGUGAUCAAGGGUACUAUUGUUGUGGAAUUGAGGAGAAGCAGCUUUUGGAGAGAGGACAUCAUCAUGCUGUUGGCGAUGGAGUUCCCAGAUCCGAUCGAUUCGUUGCAUAUGGAAACACUUUCCAAAUCGAUUACACUAUGCUUGUGAUCGGUCUAAUUGUGUCUAUCCUUGUCUCAAUCCUUCUCUCCUUCUUCUGCUGCCUUCUCUGCAAUGGAUGUUGGCUUCAUCGUCGUCGUAAUCCACAACAGUAUGAAAGUGUGCAUCAUCGCGACAAUGGAUGGUACCCGAUUUGUUGCGGUUUCGGAAUUCCAAUGGGAACUGUUGUCUUCUCGACACACCCACCACAAUACAGAGAGGAUAGUGAGAUGUAUGGAGGAUCAUCAAUGUCCAGUCUGCCAAGUUCGAAACAACGCGUCCGUUUCAACCCGGAUGGAACACCAAGAGGCGUCUUGAAAAAUGGACAUGAAGGAGGACAACCACAACAAUACUACCGAGACUAA
Caenorhabditis briggsae is the source of this 633-nucleotide messenger RNA. The record is from RefSeq and is a predicted model, not a curated record. Lineage: Eukaryota; Metazoa; Nematoda; Chromadorea; Rhabditida; Rhabditidae. The coding region runs from base 1 to 633 and encodes 210 amino acids. The transcript has 5 exons.